Tetranychus urticae (two-spotted spider mite) is the source of this 4493-nucleotide messenger RNA. RefSeq lists its product as uncharacterized. NCBI's taxonomy places the organism in Eukaryota, Metazoa, Arthropoda, Arachnida, Trombidiformes, Tetranychidae. The record is from RefSeq and is a predicted model, not a curated record. Gene Ontology annotation, molecular function: protein binding. Gene Ontology annotation, cellular component: plasma membrane.
AAUAUUACGCUCAGUGUCGGGCAAUAGUUAUGGAUAUUUAUGCUACUCUUCAUAUUCAAUAAUCAGAUAUCAAUCUGAAUGGAAUAAGUGGGAAAAAGUUCACUAGAAGAGACAAUAAACAAUUAAGAUGAAAAAUGUGAUGAAAAUAAACGGUAAAACAAUGAUCUCCAUGUUAACCAAUUGUUCUUUGACUUUUUAUCUCGUGAAAACCUUGUACCAUUAUAACAUUGAUUAAUGAUGACUCGAAAUAAUUGGAGCAAAAAUAUUACUGAAAUAGGUAAAUUCAAUUUAUCUAUUACGAGCAAAAUUUGCAAAGAGUAUUGAGUAAAUAAACUUCAAGAAUUAUAUAAUUUAAACCUUUUAUUCUAUUAAGCGAAUUAAAAAUUCAUGAGUCAAUUUAUUCAUAAGAGACUGUUUUUUAUUAAUAUAUGGCUAUAUCUUGGUAUUAUGACGGUGGUUUUGGGAUAAAGAUUAGGUAAGUUUUUAGGCCUUGCCGGAACAAGAGGCAUCUGGAAUACACUCUACAGGUGGCAAAGGAGGUAAUUUUUGUCACGGAGACAGGUUCAUCUAGAAUAUCAUUUUUUCAAAUGAAUCUACUCUUGGAGGUCGGAUAGGUGGCGGUAAUGAUGGUUCGUUUCUAUCAUACUCAUCCGGAUCGUCAUCAGAAUGGAGGCAAUGGACGUCGAACUGGAAUCGGUCUUGCUUUUGAGCUAGAAGUCAUUGGUGGUGGUGGUUUUGAUGGUGGACCUACUGAACUACUUUUGCUACUGCUAUUUGAUCCUCCAAGACCUUUGGUAAUAGAAGCAGGCGGCGGUCUCGAUGGUGGUUGGGUUGGUGUUGAUUGAAUUGGAGGAGCUUUUUCAUCGGAAUCAUCUCUAGUUGGACUUGUUUGACAUGGAGUAGAUACAGCGUUAAAUCAUCUCCAAUACAAAGAGUAUUUAGCAAGCUUAACGAAGCUGAAAUAACCGUAGAGGUUUCUUCGGGAUCAGGUAGUAAUGAGCAAGAUUCACACAAAGAUGUCCCAUUGUUCAUUCUCAAACUCAUUUCUUUACGAUGAGUUUCCAUCCAAUUCGGUGUGUGUAGUUCAAUCCAUAAAUUAGUAGAAUCCAACAUUGAAAUCGAGGAUGAUUUGGAGACUUUCAAAACGAAACACUUUUUUAUUUUGAAAAUUAUUUCUUAUUUAAAUUGAAUGAUAUGUUUAAUUGUAGAAAUAAACUUCAAACAGUUAAAAAAUAAAUCUAUUCUCUGAGCUUUAUAGCACUGAUAUGGAACAAGUUUGAGUAUUUAACUUUAAGAUCAGUAAUACAAGUUUAGUUGAUUACAUUGAAUAAAAUAAAGUUUAAUGUUUUAUCAGACAAUUAUUGUAAUUCAAUUUAAUUUCAUCAGAAGGUUACUUUAAAGAUGAGAAAAUUAGUCUCGAUUAAAAUACAAGCUCUCAUAGCCAUUAUUUCAUCGAUAUUUUAAAGAUUUGAGUUUCUACUUUGACUAUUCUGGUCUCACUUGAUUCUUGAUUUGUGAUCAACUUUAUCAAAACACGUUCUUUCUGAAUUAGUAAACCUUUUGCUUCUCUAUAGAGUAAUCUCUGAGAGUAUGGAUGAUAAUUUGUUGAAUAAUAACAUCCAUGAUGAACCCAAGAAGAAAAAAGAUAAAUGUAAUGAAAAAAUUUUCAUUUUUCUCUCUUCUUUCCCUGUCUUUUUUCACACAAAUGAACAACAUAAUAUCGAUGUUUGGGCGUUGGCGUUUUCUUACAUCUUCGUGUCAUCAUAAUCGUCAUCAUUAUCCCUAUUAUCAUCAUGUUCACCAGGAUGAUCGUAUUCUCCUGCUUUCUGGUUGUUACCUUUUUAUUCAUCUUUUGUCUUCCUUUUCUUUCCAUCGAUUUAACCACAAACAUUUCUUUUCAAGACUAUUGUACUCGUAAGUUAUUGACUAUCACCUCUGCUUUUCUCAUUCACAUUCUUACCUUCAUCAUCUUCAUUCCAAUCCUCACCAAGCUCAUCUUGUUCAUCAUCCACAAUCAUCUUCAUCAUCGCUGUCGCCAUCAACAUGACUACCGAUCACAAUGGCACAAAAUGAUAGUUUGUUUGACUAACUUUCGACUCGAUACUUUAUCUGAAAUUAUUUUCUACUUUCAUUUAUAAUUGUAACAAAUUAUUCUCAAUGGUUUAUACCUUUUUUUAUAGAUUAAUCAACAACUGAAAAAGUUUCCACUUUGAUUGUUAAUGUUAUUGAUAAACCCAAAGAUGAUUGGUAAAUAUUCACCAAUGGAAGCAAAUAAAUCUUCAAGUAAAUCCAUCAUCAUCUUCACGUUUGACCAGCCUCAUAAUUUCAACCCAUUUUCACCAUUGAAUACCAAAAAGUCAACUUUUUCAUUGAUUAUCUUUUUAUGUUAACCAUCCAAAUAAACAAUAUUUAUACAUUAGUGCAAUUUGAAUACUUGUUAACCAGUAAACAUUUUUUUGCAAUUUGAUUACCAGUUCAUCUUUAACCAAGAGAUGAACAUUGUAUCUCAUCUUGAGGUAAACAUUUUAUAUCUUCUUCUAUUUGUUAUCACAUUUUAUAUCAACUUCACCAGUGUUUUAAACAACGUCACUCCUGAUUCAAAUUGGACUUCAAAGUGUCCAUCUCAAUGUCAUUGUGAUAUUGAUGGAUUUGGCAAGAAGCGAAUUUUAUGUUCAAAAGAAACUUUAUCUUAUAUUCCAAUUCAACAAAUGGAUCCCAAUAUUCAAGUUUUAGCUAUAAAAGGCAGCCAAAAUAAAUUACACAGUUUGUCAAUUGGACGUAUAUUUGGUUCAUUUUUUGAUCUAGAGCGAGUCGUCAUUACUCACAGUCAAAUCCCUGCUAUUGGAGAGGCAACCUUUUGGCCUGGAGGUAAAAUCAGAGUCAUUGAUUUGUCUCACAAUAGGAUUCAAUCGAUUCAGGAAACUGAUUUUAUUGGCCUCGAUCAACUGGAUGAACUUAAUUUAGCAGACAAUAGGAUAUCAACACCACCUUCAGCGCCCUUUAAGCAUUUAACAAAUCUAACAAGCCUUUCAAUUGCUCGUAAUCGCUUGAAAACAUUGGUUCCUCGAAUGUUUUUUCAAUUGAAAAAAUUGGAAACUCUCAAUUUAUCUGGAAAUCCGUUGGUAGCAAUUCACCCUGAUGAUAUUAAGGAUGCGGUUAAAUUGAAAAGAUUGUACUUGGCCGAUUGUCAACUGAAGCGCAUUCAUUCAUUAAUUUACGAAAGAUGUAAUCGUUUAAAAAUUCUUGAUCUCAGUAACAAUCAAUUCAACUCACUGGCAGCAAAUGAAUUUAAAUUCCUGACCAAUCUGAGAUCUCUUUUUCUUGAUGGUAAUCAAAUUAGCUCUCUAACUGACUAUACUUUUAACGGCUUGCAGUUGGACAAAUUGACACUUUCACGCAAUGGAAUGGUUAACCUUUCACCUUGUGCCUUUUGUAACUGUUCGGUUACCAUUCUUGAUUUGGCAACCAACAGGUUCACGGUAUUUGGACCACGAGUGUUAGCUCCAUUAUCGGAGAGUUUGGCCAUUUUAAGAGUCGCAAACAAUUCACAUUUAGUAGACGGAUCUACAUCAAUUGAAAAUUUAAUUACUCCUCUAAAUCGAUUGACUCGUCUGUACCUAUCUUCAGUCAAUUUAGAUGAUUCAUUUUCAACUCAAACGUUUCUCGGAUCUUCAGUGACCCUAGUCUAUCUUGAUUUGUCUUAUAAUUUAUUAAUCAACAUAUCAGAGACACUUAUUGCGCCUUUAGUAAAUCUAGAAGUGUUGAACCUUUCAUUCAACAAGAUGAGAGGUUUAACUCCAGUAUUCAUUUCCACAUUGGCAUCACUUGACCACUUGAAAAGUGUUUACCUUGAAGGGUCUCAUUGGUCAUGCUAUCGAUGUCACAUUUCACCGUUGAAAGACUGGUUAAACAGCCAACCCAUACCUUAUGAAUCAACCUGCCAAAAGGGAACAGCUUCAUGUGUCCGAUGCUCAACACCUAGUGAUCUUUAUGGACGCCAUGUUAGAGAUACAAAUGAAUUUGAUCUUGAAUGGUGUCCAGAUCCAACCAUAUCACUUCGUCUGGCUACAUCUGAACCCAGGAUCGGUCUAAUUCUUGCACUGAUCAUUAUUGUUUCCAUUAUUGUUAUCAUCAUUGUUAUCGUUGUUAUGUACAAAUCUGGUGGAGCUGUUUACUAUACUCAUGAAGACGAUCGGCUUAGUGAUAAAACAGUUUUUACCAUUCAACAAGCUGCUCGUGCCACUGCCAUGGCUUUUUCACCUACAGCUAUCUCAUCUUCUGGUUCAUCGCCACCAAUGUCGCCAAAUGCAGACACAAUUACUUCAAAUCAUUCAAGUCCAAACUCUCACCAACUGCAUCAAACAAGUAAAGGUGCAAUACAAAAAUCAUCAUUCACAGGAUCCCACAAUAAACCAUCAAUGGGAAAUAAAAAAGCCUCAACAGGGUCAAAUGUUUCAUCUCACCAUCAGACUAAACCUAAAAUGGUUUUUUGA